AUGACACGGUACUAUCGAGCUCUCUGUCUCCAAAUGCAGCCAUUCGGUAUUUCAAAUCGUGCCGCUGUCUGGAUGACAACGUCCCAUCUCUGUCUCAAUCUGCCAACCUCGACCUCGACUCCGCCACGUUUUCAGGCAUCCAGGAAUUCCCGUUCUGUUUCCUUCAGAGCCCUGAAUCGAACCAACCCUUCUGAGUCUGCUUCAACAGCAUCGAAAAAUUGUAGGCAGCAGCAAAAUGGGCCGUGUGCAAUUCCCCCGGCAAAUCGUGCUUUCUCGGCGCCGAGCAAGGUCGGCAGAAUUUACGACCCAAACAUGGCAAAACCAUGGGCAGAUACACCGAUGAGCCUGAUUUCAGAAACUGGCUACAAGGAACGCUCUGAUAUACCCCCUGGCCACUUUGCCAUUACCGCUGCGCAAAACAUGGCCAACCUACACAACGUGAUCAUCCGCGGCUUCAACGCUUCGUAUAACCAGUGCCUCGCCGUGAAACUGGACACUGUCGACGCGAGCGAUUUCCUCCUAUAUAACCGCGGUUUAUAUAAAAGCAUCAAAACUCACCACGAUGUGGAAGAGGAGAUCUCAUUCCCGAGCCUGGUAAAGUUGACGGGGGUCCAAGAUAUCAUGGACCAGAAUAUACAGGAACACAAGGACUUUGAUGAAGGCCUUGAGAUGUUCCGCAAAUUUGUUUUCGAGACGGAUGCCAAAUCGUACGAUGGCAAGAGAUUACAGGAGAUCAUGGAUAUUAUGUUUCCGGUGCUUCAUAAACAUCUGGUCGGAGAGAUCCGGACGCUUCUUGAUCUUGCGAAAUAUGACUCAAAAAAGUUGGAGGAAUGGUGGAGCGAUACUGGGAAGAAAGCGCAGAAGGAUCUUGACGUAUUCCAAGACGCACCCCUGAUGCUCGGCUGCAUCGAUUCCACAUUCAAAAUGGACGGGGACUCUCGGCUUUUCCCCCCGAUCCCAGCCCCGAUUAAGUACUUGUCGAAGUAUAUUCUCGAAUGGCGAUACUCGGGUAGAUGGCGCUUCAACCCGUGUGAUACAUUUGGGAACCCGAGGCCCCUAGCGUUUCCCAAUCCCGGAGGCUCUAAACUAUAG
Messenger RNA from Blastomyces gilchristii SLH14081, 1092 nucleotides. RefSeq lists its product as uncharacterized. Lineage: Eukaryota; Fungi; Ascomycota; Eurotiomycetes; Onygenales; Ajellomycetaceae. The record is from RefSeq and is a predicted model, not a curated record. The coding region runs from base 1 to 1092 and encodes 363 amino acids. The transcript has 3 exons.